AAGAAAUUAUGAGAACAGUGGCACCAACUUACCUGUGUCACACAUGUCUCAUGAGAACUUAUCUCACUAGGAUUUGGAUUCAGAAGUAUGUGUUCCUGAAGACUGUCCUCCUGGAAGGGAUAGUGCAGCAGGUGGCAAAAUUAACAAGAAUAAUAAACGGGAUAUUUCGGUUAUGGAGUUAUCCUCUUAAUGAAGGAAGUACCAUGGAGAAUAGGGAAUUCAAAACAUCUUCAGUGGAAACUGGUUUUAGUGUAACCAGUCCUGUAAGGCUCUUCACUCUGAACCACUCAUUAAGCACUUCAGUUGCUAAGCAAGUUGGUCUGUACCCUGGACUGCCAAUGCCACUGGUUCUCUGCUGGCCCUAUGCUAAUGGAGACUUUUUUAAAGACAGAAAUGAGAUUCAUGUUAAUUCACAUUCAGCUGUAGAAAAUAACAAUGGUGAAACUUUACCUGCUCCAAAUUGGAAUUUGAAAUAUGGAAACAGCAGUGUGGAAGAAAAUUUAACAGAUGAAAGUGAUUUAUCAGAAAAUGAGAAAGCAAAUGAUACUUUGCUCGGCUAUUUUAAAAAGAUGGACCUGAACUUAAAGCCAGAAACAAUAGAAAAUGUUGAAGAACCUUUUACCGAGGAACCAAAUGAAGUAUUUCCAUAUUCUGAUUUUCUCCCUCCUCCUUUCAAUACUCUGGACUUGCACAAAUUAGCCCUCUCAAAAUCUGAAAAUUGGAAGGCAACAGUGGAACCUCCAGAAAGCUCUACUGAACAUUUGAUAACUCGCUUACUGGAACUGGAAAGAUUACAACAUACGACUAUACAAAAAGAGAGGCCAAGACUACAAACUACUUUCUGUACUCCAGCAGUUACUGAACGACCUUCUUCCUCCAAAGCUAUACCAAAAGUGAUACAGCCAAAACUAUCUGACUCCUUGAGUCUUCAGAUAUCUUGUAUAGAUAAAAGUCAAGAAAAAAAAAAUUCUGUUUCUUGCAAGCUUGAGAAAAAUGCUUCAAAAUGGAAUUGGAGCAAUGCUAGCAAAUACAAAUGGAAUUAUAUACCACCAUCUCUAAAAAGUUCACCCAGCACAAAACAAUUGUUUGCAACUUACGAUUAUUUUAAGAAUCCCAAAUAUUCUACCUUAAAUCAAUGCCAAGAACUCUCAUCCAAGCCUACUACUUCCCAAGCAACUCAAUCACUGAUUAAAAUGGUCACCACAAGAUGUCUGCCACAAAGAUCUCCAGUGCCAGUUUCACCUGUACCUCUGUCUUUUCCUGGAAACCAGAAGGACGAAACUAAGGCACCAAGGACCAAAAAGAAAUUUUACCGAAAAAAUAUAGGGUUAAAUAGACCAUUUUAUAUUCAGAAGCUAAACUGUUUGUCACCUUCCUUUAUUGCUAAGGAUAAGUGCUUACCCGUUGACCAAAAAUAACUUUUCUUUCACACAUCUCAGUGUGAGCAAAUCGUUUCCAAGAAACCUGACUAAAAUAUGGUGGAUUAUUCUGAGAUACAGGUAUUAAACCCCCAAAAAAUCAUACAGAACAAUUGCUUGAUGUGAUAUGGAGUGAAAUUUGUGGGAAUCACUGCUGAGGUAUCUAUAUAUAAAUCUAUAUAUAAAUCAAAAGGGCUUCUAUUCUGACUUAUUUGAUAAUCUUUUGCAUAUUUUGUUUCAAAGAAAUGUUUCACUUAGACUGAUUCAAAAGACUCAUCUUCUGUAGUGAUUGUUUCCUAGUAUAAUUCUAUCAAUAAAUGGUAUAAUUGA
Messenger RNA from Carlito syrichta (Philippine tarsier), 1748 nucleotides. It is a transcript of the gene FAM217A, whose product is annotated as family with sequence similarity 217 member A. The record is from RefSeq and is a predicted model, not a curated record. The coding region runs from base 9 to 1418 and encodes 469 amino acids. NCBI's taxonomy places the organism in Eukaryota, Metazoa, Chordata, Mammalia, Primates, Tarsiidae. The transcript is spliced from 5 exons.